GUCCCCAUGAAGCUCUUGUCUUGCAGGUCCAUUCACAUAGUGGCUCUCGGCAGCGAAUGCCCCGGAGGAGUCGGGCCAGGGGAGGAGAUCAUGGGCCAGGGGCAGCUGCAGGGAGGCCUGCUGUGGAGCUACCUGGGUCACGGGGCGGUGGUGGGAGCCCGCGACCUGGAGGGCAGCCUGCACAACCCGGCCUUCAUGGAGUACACCUCACGUGUCUUUGGAGAUGUCACUGUGGUGGUGCGGGAUUGUCCCAGCUGGGACUUGUUGGACAGUGACUGGGCCAGCGUACGGAGCGUCCUGGAACAGGCAGAUAUCCUGGUCAUUAAAUAUUCAGUCAAUGACAAGCUGGCCUUCCAGCAGGUGAGGAACGGCUACGCUCCAAGACUCCGCCCACUGCUGAGGCACUGGGGUGUGCCUGUAAUUCUGGUCGCUGUGGGAGCGCGGCUCAACGACGAGGGUCCCCCCUGCACGUGCCCCUUGUGUGCGUCUGACUGGAGCAGCUGUGUGCCGCACAGUGAGGGUCUGCAGCUGUCCCGAGACCUGGGGGCCACCUAUCUAGAGCUGCCCUCUCUCAAUCACGUCUUUGUGGGUCGCUACUUUGGCAGCGUGCUGGAAUACUUCAUGAUUCAGUGUCUGAAACAGAAAGCCAAAGAGAGGCCAGAGAAGAGACGGGGGAAUAAACUAAACGAACCCCGUCCCCCUCACUUAGAGCAACCAGCUCGUCUUCCUCCCAUCCGAGUGGAGGAGUCCAGCUUUUCCCAAGACAUGCAGUGGCUGCUGGAGCGUGGCGUGCAGUUCGCCGACGUGGCUUUCUACGCAGGGGACUCUGGGAAGGAGCUGGGCUGGGCGCACGCGGCUGUGCUGUGUGCCGUCAGCCCGUACUUCAGACAGCUGCUUCUGGGGCCCAAGACCAGGGAACGCCCCCAGUCACGGUGUGUUUGCCGAGAGCGGGACGGAGGCCCCCAUUCGCUGCUGUCCACUUGGGACGGAGGUAUUAUUGACGACAUGCCGCGGCCAGACGGACACCUGACCGGACGCCUCUCUCGUCUCGUGGUGAAGGACCCCCUCCUGUGUCUGUGUUUGUGGGAGACACUCAUGUUUCUUUACAGAGGAGCGUGGGAGUGGGAGCACCUCCAGGAGGCCCUGGAAGAGAAGCUGAAAAACUCUCUAGCUGUGGCUCAGCUUAUGGACCGCAUACGAUCCUUCGUGGGCAGAGACAAGGCCUCCAGGGACACCCCGAGUGCACGGGCGGCUCAGCUCGGCCCCCAGACUCUGGUCAACCUCUUUAAUUCUCCUCUAUACUCUGACGUCAUCUUCAUGGUGCAAGGGAGCGUGUUGCCAGCCCACCGCGCUGUGCUGGUGGCACGCUGCGACGUCAUGGCGGCCAUGUUCAGUGGGAAAUACGCGGAGGCGCGGAGCCGAGUGGUGCCCAUCCACGGAGUCUCAUCAGACGCCUUCCUCUCUUUCCUGGAGUACCUCUACACUGACACCUGCUGUCCUGCCAGUGUGCUGCAGGCUAUGUCAGUGCUGGUCUGUGCCGAGAUGUACCAGGUGAAACGGCUGCAGCACCUGUGUGAGGUGUGUGUGUGCGCUUACCUUCAGAGCAUGCCCAGUAGAGAGCUGGCAUCGACGGGCAUCAGCGUGGUUCGGUUACUCCGCCGAGCAAAGUGCCACAAUGCAGAGCAGCUGUACGUCUGGCUCCUCCACUUUAUCGCCAACAACUACCUGAUCUUCAGUCACAAACCUGACUUCCUGGAACUGUCAGAUGAGGAGCGGGAGCAGGUGGAGAGGCUGCGCUGGCCGUCCAGAGGCUACCUGCAGGAACUCAGUGAGUACCAGCAGCGGCGACGCAAACUACGCAAGUCCCGCUGCAUAGUUAUGUGACCUUGCCUGGAAGCCAAACCCUGUGAAAAACAUGGAAGGAGGGCAGAGGAGGGAAUCCAGGGGGAAAGGCAGGACAAAGAGAGAGAAUGGACAACAAAAUGUGGGAAAGUGGGGAAGGAAACAGGAGAAAGAGUUGUUACAGACUGCCGUGCUGGCUGGCAGACUCCGAAUGGAUUGUUGACAGCUUGGAGGAUCGUGAAGCGCAGUGGCGAGACAGACGCUGACGGGCACUGUGGAAGAGGAAAAGGUCACAGAGGCCCCGACCAGUGGGUCAGUCUCGACAAGCAGUGACAUACACCACUGUGGCACGCCUCUUUUCCUCCUGAGGAAAGCAACAGAACGGAAUGACUGUGCGCCCUUGGCCUAAUGACUAUUCCAUCAUGGGCAAUACAAAAUGACUGAUUCCUAAAAACCCAAUGCGAAUUUAAAACGACUGGCUGGCCAGUGGCCAGACGCUCCUGCUGUGGAACAUAAUGAUUCCAGUGGCUGACACAAAAUGGUGGAUUUCACUGUAAAUCAACACUGACACAAACUGAUACAUUUCAGCCAUCUCUGUUUGGAAUACAGGUUAAACAAAUGGCCAUGUGCAGCUGGAAAACAGAGCGGUAUUGUUUAUGUCCAAGAAUAGACUUUUUCCAAGCCUGACAGUAACUUUGUUAGGUGAUGAUGUUUCAGGUUGUACAAGCAGAACUACAUUAAAAGAAACUGUGCUGAAGAUUUGUCUUCUGCACUCGACAGCUGGGGAUGUCGGAGUAUCUUAUCCAUGCUGGACUCAGAAUUGCACCAUCUCAAAUCACUCCUUAGCUCAUGAAUGCGUGUUCUGUUAGAUCUUAAAAAUGUGAACGGGUGCAAAUGUAGCAUACUCAUUCUUUAAGUUGAAGUAACUCUUGAGCCUCUGAGUGUCCUGUGGCUAAAUCCGUGUUUGAGCCAAGCGGUCACCUACAUUAACACAGUGAGCAGAGCAAUCAAGGCUCAGAGGAAAGCAAUUGGUAAUGCUGCCAGUGGCAGUCAUGCUCGUUUCCAUAUGUAAUAUGACAGAAACCCAAUUAGCAUACGAGCAGGACAAAUUUAAUUACAGUUCUUUUGCCCGCACUUAUUAGAUUCUUUCAGAUCUAUAAUUCAACAUCGAUAAGUGUCUAGGGGCCAGAAUGUGAUUUAUUACCAUGCAAGACUGAAUACGUUUUGGUCUUAGUCUGUGUCAAAUGAGGCCAUCUCAGUUUCAUUCAGGAAAUGGUUUUAAAUUAAAUCUUGAAAUUAAAAUACACAUAGCCUGCAUUAAAAUUGAGUGCUUCUUACAUCAAAUGAAAAAUAAUCAAACAAAAUGUAUUUUCAAUUAUUUUUUUUUUUCUGUGAGCUGGAAUCUUAACUACUU
This is a messenger RNA of Myripristis murdjan (pinecone soldierfish), 3256 nucleotides long. It is a transcript of the gene rhobtb3, whose product is annotated as Rho related BTB domain containing 3. NCBI's taxonomy places the organism in Eukaryota, Metazoa, Chordata, Actinopteri, Holocentriformes, Holocentridae. Gene Ontology annotation, molecular function: protein binding. The coding region runs from base 7 to 1884 and encodes 625 amino acids. The transcript has 12 exons. The record is from RefSeq and is a predicted model, not a curated record.